Motacilla alba alba is the source of this 4529-nucleotide messenger RNA. It is a transcript of the gene BFAR, whose product is annotated as bifunctional apoptosis regulator. Lineage: Eukaryota; Metazoa; Chordata; Aves; Passeriformes; Motacillidae. The coding region runs from base 2205 to 3551 and encodes 448 amino acids. Gene Ontology annotation, biological process: proteasome-mediated ubiquitin-dependent protein catabolic process. Gene Ontology annotation, molecular function: ubiquitin protein ligase activity; protein binding. Gene Ontology annotation, cellular component: nucleus. The record is from RefSeq and is a predicted model, not a curated record. The transcript has 8 exons.
GCUCGGGAGGCACAGGAGUUCAGAGUUUGUGCUGCAGGGCUGGAGUUCACGCGGCUCAUAAAGCGUCUUUUCCAGAAUUCCAGCAGAACAAUUCUUCACAAAUUGUGCGGGGUAAUUUCUACAUACAGAAAAAGAUAAAUAAUUAUGCAGGAUGUAGCGGAGAGAGCUUUUAAAGAUUCUUCAAUAUUAAGCUUUGCCUUUUCAGUAUAAGCAAUUUAUUCAACAGACAUUCCCAGCAAAUCAUCUGGUAUAAUUAAAUGGCUCCCAGUAAGAUAUUAGUUAAAAUGGCAGAGAUGUUUUUAUUUUGCAGUGAAUUGGCUGAAGCCUAAAAUUUUCAUGUUACGCCUCAGUUUUUUUAAGAUGCACUUCUGUACUUUCUAGUUAAAGUGCUCAUGGCACUUUAAAGUGCUUGAUGGCUGUUUUAGAAGCCUGACAUUUUCCCACAAGUAGCUGUCAAAUCUGGGAACUCUUUGCUUCCCUCACCCACAAAAUAAACUGCAAGUCAAACAGUAAGGCACUAUAAUUAAAUACUUCAUUAGGAAUUGAAGUACUAUGUGUUACACAUUAGACAUUUUUUACUUCAACAUGUAUGUAUUGUUAGGUAAGCAGAAGGAACAGCUAAAAAGUGGGAGAGGGCAAUCAAGUUCAAGAUUCCAUGGCUUUUUAUAUGUCAAAAGUUUUAUACACUGGAACAGAAAGGCCGUGAUUUCACAUCAUUCAGUGUGCUGCACAGAUUAUCAAACACUUGUAUGCUCUUUUACUUUAGUGAACAUUGAAUGUGAAACUAGGUGAAAAGACACAAAAAAGUAGUAACAAACUAUGUUCUAGAACAAGUACUCUGGGCUGCAUUUUCACCUUGCAUACCAAGGUAGAUCUAGAUGCACUUCCUCAGAUCUAGAAAAGGUUGAAUUCUUUCAUGCUAGAGUAGUUUAAAGAUCUGCUGAUUGGUUCUCUGGAAAAAAACUAGUUCUUGCACUAGGAUGUGAGAGAAAACAAUGAGAGACUAUUUUCUUUCUUGAAAUGGGCUGGAAUAAUUAACUGAAAUGUAAUUUGAACUGGACUUGUAGUUUGUAUCAAACUGAAACAAAAUCUUAAAAUGUCACUGUUUUGAACAGUUGAAAAAUUACAUCUCAGAGGUAUACUUUAAAAAUUCACAGAAUCAAUUAGGUGGAAGAAACCUCUGGGAUCAUUGAGUCCCACCUGUGACCAAACACCACCAUAUCAUUUAGACCGUGGCACUCAGUGCUAUGUCCAAUCCUCAAACGCCUCCAGGGACGGUGAUUCCACCGCCUCCCUGUGCGGCCCAUUCCAGGCUCUGAUCACCCUUUCCUAAUGCCCAGCCUACACGUACCCUGGUGCACAGUAAAGCUGAGUCCUGCCACUUGUUCCCUGGGAGAAGAGGCCCAUCCCCACCUGGCUACAACCUCCUGUCAGGGUGUUGUAGAGAGUGAAUCAAUUUUUUUGGACUAAUCAAAAAGAACUUCAGUAAGGGAACAGAGACUGAAGUAAUUGGGCAUGUGUGGAUAGACUCUAAUGUGGUAAGAAUAGUCUCUGUGCACGAUGCAACUGCAAUCAAACUAGCACCUGAAAGUCUCAUUUACUUCUAAGAUUACGCCUCGAGUCUCUACUGUAAAAUCAACCUUGAAUAGUUUCUGCGAAGGAAGGCUGCCUGGGUGCGGCGUGUACAGUAAGCAAGCGUACCCCAGUUCUCACGAAUACAGCAGGUUGUGUAUUCCCAGAAAUGGGAGUGUAGCGGCGCUCUCGUCCGGUGAUAUUAAACGCGUGAAACAGAAAGGCGAGCAGCUGCGGUGAGGGAGGAGCCGCUCCGGGGCCGGGGCCGGGGCCGUGCUGGCGGGGCGGAAGCGGCGGGGCGGGCCCGGCGCGGCCCCUCCUCAGCCCGGGGCUGCCGCCGCGGGGCCCGAGCGCGCUGCGGGGAGCGGCUGGGGCCGGCCCCGCGCCGGCCCGCACCGGCAGCGCGGAGUGCAGGAAACGAGCUGGGAAGAGACGGGAGAGGAGCUAGGAGUCAUUCUGCUGCUGGCUCUUACUUGGCGCAGACUGAGCGGUGAAAUAUUUUUCCUGUAUUUUCCACAGAAAUCCUCUUACCUCUGUCUUUCAGGCAAACUGGAAGGAUGUUUUUAGAAGUAGUGCCUUAUCGGGUUUGAAGAUCUAAGAGAGCUUUCUGUUUGUGUAAAGCAUAAAGGAAAAUGGAAGAAGGUGAGACUUUACAAGGGGAAACAGAGAGGGCAAAAGUUGAACCGUGUGCUACUCCUGGCCUGGGUCGGCAGAUAUCAGUCAGUGAGUUCCUCUGCCACUGCUGCUACGACAUUCUGAUCAAUCCCACCACCCUGAACUGUGGGCACAGCUUCUGUAGGCAUUGCUUGGCCUUGUGGUGGGUAUCAUCCAAGAAGAAUGAAUGCCCUGAAUGCAGAGAAAAAUGGGAAGGAUUCCCCAAAGUCAACAUCCUCCUCAGGGAUGUUAUUGAAAAGCUAUUUUCUGAUGCCAUUGAACAAAGAAAAGAAGAUAUUCAACAGAACAGUGAAGUAGCACGCAGCUUAGCAACUUUCCAAAAGCAUGGGAACGACCAGAUGCCAUCAGUUCCAAACACGGCAAGAAUUAAUCCUCGAGGAGGGUUUUUCUCAGGUGUUCUGACAGCUUUAACUUGUGUAGCAGUAGUUCUACUUGGCUAUCACUGGAGUAGCAGAGAAUUUGAAGAUGAUCUUCUUGUCCACAAGCCUGUUGCUAAGUGGACUGCUGAGGAAGUGAUACUCUGGCUGGAGCAGCUGGGCCCGUGGGCUUCACAUUACAAAGAAAGAUUUUUACUGGAGAAAGUAAAUGGGAGACUCCUCCUUACACUGACUGAAGAGGAUUUCACCAAAGAGCCUUACAAUGUAGAGAACAGUAACCACAGGAGAGCCAUUAUAGCAGAACUGGAAUGUGUGAAAACUUUAGGUGUUAAACCACCACAGAACCUUUGGGAAUAUAAGGCCGUAAACCCAGGAAAAUCACUCUUUCUUCUGUAUGCACUGAAGAGUUCUCCAAGACUCAGUAUGUUAUACCUAUAUUUGUUUGAUUACAAAGAAGCUUUCCUACCUUUCAUCCACACAAUUUGUCCUAUGCAAGAAGACAAGUAUGAAGAUACUGUCACAAAACUACUUGACCUUAAAGAUCCUUCUUGGAGGCAAUGGAGAGAAUUCACUGUGAAGUAUUUCUUUUUGCCAUACCAGCUGAUAGCUGAAUUUGCUUGGGAUUGGCUAGAUGUGCAUUACUGGACAUCAAGAUUUAUAAUUGUAAAUGCCAUGUUGCUCUCUGUUCUGGAAUUACUCUCCUUUUGGAGACUGUGGUCAAGAAGAGAAUUGAAGACUAUUCCUCACAGAAUGUGGAGACAUUUCUGGAAAGUCUCAACCCAAGGACUUUUUGUUGCCAUUUUUUGGCCUUUUAUUCCUCAGUUUGUCUGCAAUUGUUUGUUCUACUGGGCCUUGUAUUUUAACCCAGUUAUAAACAUUGAUCUUGUAGUUACAGAGAUAAGGCGUCUGGAGACACAAGUGCAGUGAUUGGCAUUGGAACUCUUGAGCUGUUUAGCUUCUAAAAAUGGACAUUUUGAAAAAACUUUGCUUUUCUUCUUUAUGCAUGUGGCAGUGAAAAUGGUGGAUUAUGUUAUUUUAAACACAUGAAAAAGCUUUAAGAUAAGUUACUCUUAAACCAGCUGAUUCCAAAUUGCAGGAUGAAGGAAAAAGAAAUUUUCUGUUGGAAAAAAAAGCACAUUCCUGUAUAGCUAUGUAAAACUCAUACAGUCAUCUCAUCCUAUUUGUAUCAGAUAAAUUUCUUUAUUCUGUCCUGAGCAUUCUGUGUAUUUUCAAACCUGCCUUAAAGUCAGUGUCUUCUGCACUGCUACAGUGAUUUCUUUCUUUUUCUUUUUAAACUUAGCAUUUCAUACCGGCAAUGUGUUCCUCAACUUCAGUUUGCCAAAGGAAUGCCCUUCCUGGAUAGGCUUGAUGUUGAAAGAAUUUAAUUUAUCUCAGUCUUCUUUACAUGUAGCAUUGUGACUGCCCUGUACAGUCUCACAGUAGAGUUUGUUCCAAAAUUCCUGCAGCUGAAGGCAAAGGCUACUUGAAUUUUCUUGUGUCUUGGAAAAUGGGAUAAUUACCAUGGAAAUUUUUUAUUCAGCUCAGUUAGACUUCAAUAGCUCCUUUCAUUCUCUCUUCUUGAAUUCUGUUGCUAAUUCUUAAAUAUCUCAUAAAAAGGAUUAUUUUGGAAAAGUGACCUGACACUGUAAUUACUUAUGGCAAUAUAAUGUGUGUAUCUAUGUCUGUGAGCAAAUAUUGACUGGAAAGUUGUUUGUGUAAGCAGGACUGACAUUGGUUAAUGUAUGUUCCUUUGACUGAAUCAAAAGGUAAGAUUUUUUUCAAGAACUUUGUCCUCUUGCAGUCUGCAUUGGUUUGUUGUUUUGUUUAUUUCAUUUGUGUCAGUAAUGUGAACUAAAUUUGCCUAUGAAUAUUUUUCACAAUUAAAGAUCUCUCUUGAAAUCUUCA